AUGGAAAAGUGGAACGGAAAAGUAGCUCUGGUAACCGGUGCCAGUUCGGGAAUAGGUCGCGACGUAGCCUUGGCACUAGCGGACGCCGGUAUGCUGGUAGUUGGAAUUGCCAGGCGGGUGGAACUGAUCGAAAUGUUGGCCAACAAGAUCACCGGAAGUGGUAAAGUUUUCGCCAGGAAAUGCGAUGUAUCCCAUGAAUCUGAACUAUUGGAAACAUUCGAGUGGAUCCGAAAGACACUGGGUGGAGUUGAUGUGCUGAUAUGUAAUGCUGGCGUCUUUCGGUGUAAUUUUGUAACGCAAAGCGAUACUUCGGAUUUCCGUGAUACUUUUAAUGUGAACGUCGUGGGUACGUGUGUUUGUAUUCGGGAAGCGGUGAAAAAUAUGAAAGAACGUGCCGUUCCAGGGCACAUUUUCAUUGUCAACAGUAUUCUGGGGAAACGUAUCCCGGACGUUACGGUGCCGAUGUUCGGCACAUAUCCUGCGUCGAAGUUUGCUCUCACCGGACUAGCGGAAGUGGUUCGCAAGGAAUUGAUAUACUUCAAGCUACCGAUCAGGCUAACCAGUAUUCAUCCGGGAAUGGUUCAAACUGAUAUAAUUAAGGUAUUCGAUUCUGCUCUAGCUCAACGAUUGCCAAAGCUGGAGGUUUUUGACGUAACAGCCAACAUUUUGCAUUGCUUAGGAACACCGCUGGACGUUCACAUCGAUGAGAUGAUUAUCAUGCCUGCCAUGGUACCAUUCACGUAG
Molecule: messenger RNA, 744 nt
Organism: Sabethes cyaneus
Lineage: Eukaryota; Metazoa; Arthropoda; Insecta; Diptera; Culicidae
Gene: rdhB
Product: farnesol dehydrogenase
Exons: 4
Coding region: 1-744 (247 amino acids)
Molecular function (GO): oxidoreductase activity
Source: RefSeq, a predicted model, not a curated record